Molecule: messenger RNA, 2145 nt
Organism: Argiope bruennichi
Lineage: Eukaryota; Metazoa; Arthropoda; Arachnida; Araneae; Araneidae
Product: procathepsin L-like
Exons: 9
Coding region: 74-997 (307 amino acids)
Biological process (GO): immune response
Cellular component (GO): lysosome
Molecular function (GO): cysteine-type endopeptidase activity
Source: RefSeq, a predicted model, not a curated record
GUCAACUGAUCGAACAAAAGAUUCGUUUCUCAGAUUUAGGUCUUUCACACUUCAGGUUUACUUUUCUCUGAAGAUGAAGGCUCUAAUUUUCUUCGUAGUUUUUCAUGUAGCAACAGGUCAGCUUUUACCAAAACACGAGGAGCUUGACAAACAGUGGACGCUUUUCAAAAUUCGUUUCGGAAAAUCAUACGAAAAUGAGGAAGAAAAAUUACGUCGUACGAUUUGGCAACACACAUUGCGUGAUAUUGCCCAGCAUAACAUUGAAGCAGAUCUUGGAAUGCAUUCCUACAGGAUGGGAAUCAAUCAGUUUUCUGACAGAGUGCCACAGGAGUUGGUUGGAAAUGCUGGGGAAUUCUUCAGUAAAAGAAAUCCUCGGAUUGGACCUUACUGGAAAUACAAUCCAUUCCACGAUGAUCCUGUACCGGAGACAUUAGAUUGGAGAGACGCUGGACUCGUGACACCAGUUAAAAACCAGGAGCCUUGUGGUGCCUGUUGGGCCUUUUCUGCCACGGGAUCAUUAGAGGGACAACAUAAGAAAAAAACUGGGCAGCUUGUUUCUCUCAGUGAGCAGAAUCUAGUCGAUUGCUCUACAGAAAACAAUGGAUGCAAUGGCGGAGAUGUGAAUGCUGCUUUCGAAUACGUAGUCAAAAAUGGAGGAAUAGACACAGAGUCUUCAUAUCCUUAUACAGCCACGAACGGAACUUGUCAUUUUAACAACAAGAAUAUUGGUGCCACCUGUUCAGGAUAUAUGAAUAUUCCAGAGGGGGAUGAGGAAGCUUUAAAGAAAGCAGUUGCUACCGUUGGACCCAUAUCAGUCAUCAUUGACGCUUGCCACAAUACAUUCAUCAAUUACAGGAGUGGAAUUUUCGACGAACCGAAGUGUCGGACAGACAUCCCGAGUCAUGCUGUACUUGUGAUUGGUUAUGGAACGGAAGAUGGAAAAGAUUACUGGCUAGUUAAAAAUAGUUAUCUGCUGACUGAGUUUUGGCUAUAUUAACGUCCCGUUUUAAAGCAACAUUAAUGCUAAUUUGAGACGGACCUCAUAAUUUUGAACAGUGGUCAGAUGACGAGGCACCUAAGCUGGCACCUACCUCUCCGCACCACAUCACACCAGCUGGAGGAAGUUUGGCUCGGACGGAUUUAACGUGCACCAACCCUCUUACACGACGGUUCUUCGGUAGAAUCUGGUCAUGAACCUAAAACCCUCUGGUUCCGAAGCCAAGACUUUACCACCAGGCCACCGCAAUUCCAACUAAUGACUGAGAGAAAACAGUUAAAAUAUUAUAAUUUGUUUUUAUGUAAUAUAUUCCCAUUAUAUAUUGAAAAAGAUGGGAAACAAUGUUAAAAACAAGAGAAAAAACAAACAAACAGGAUACUACUAUACCUGAAAAGCAGGAUUAUUUAUAAUUAUGAUAAGCCGAAAAAAUUUUAAUUUUUCUAUGAUGAAAUUGCAUAAGUUAGCAAAUUAAAAAAAACGCAUGUAAGUAUAUUCCAAUUCCAUGUAUAAAAGUCUUAUAUAAUGCUGCAGUAGAUAUUGUUACGAAUUUGAAAUAUUGCUCCGCUGCUCAGUUUAUUUGCCUUUAAAGAAGGCAGCUCUAAUAGAUGCUGAAUGGAAUCUGGGUCAAUGGUCCCUGGGCUUGAAGAGAAUUUGGCGAUAAAAAUAUUUGACCCGAAAUAUUUGUGAAUCUUGGCGACAGCUCCAUUGUACUAGAGUUUUGACAUUUAUUAGAAAUUCGAGACCUUGUCAUCACUAGAGAGCUUAGUCUAACAGAUGCUAGGAGUUAAAUCUAUUAGGUGGAGCAAUUGAGCUGACUUCGACUUAAUGAGUAAAGCCUCUUUUUGAAGAAAUGAUCUCCUGCGUGUUCUCUGUCUUAUGCAACUGAAGUUGCUUAAUAGCGAUGAACGGCUUAUGUGUUGCUGUUUACUGCAAGUGAGUACAGUUCUUGAGUAUGCGUCGGCUGCGUUUUGCUACUAUGUAUUCGUAUUUUUAUAGAAUAAAGCGUCGUUAUCUGUUAUUGAGUCUGUUGGGAUUUUUAAUCGAAAUACAUCAAACAGAUUUGAUUUUCCGUAGAAAUUGCAUUUAAAGUAUUUUUAAAUCCAUCCUUGAAUCCCUCAUUUAGAUAAUAUUUCCAUCUUUGUUUGUUU